AUGGUGGAUGUGGCUGAUUUGCUGCGGACACCAACCAGGCUAGUAUCACCAACUUGCUCAAAACAGCGAUUUAACACCAUAUGGGAGAUAGAUGCAAGCCUGGAAGAAAUCUUGCUAAAAAGCACUUCAUCGUCCUCCAUCAAGCGGAAAAAAACAAGAAAUUUCUUCUGUGUUUCUCCCGCCAAUGUGCGUGUGACAUAUUCGAUAGAUUGUACGCCAAACACCCCAGUGAUAGUCGAGAAGUCUAAACGAGACUAUCCAUUUUUAAGCUCGCCCCUUUUUGAGAAAAGCAACGACAUCAAAGAAAGGAUCCUUUGCUCAUCUCCAAUUCGAAGAUCCGAUGAAAGAAUAUCCAAAAGGCCAACAUCGAGAAGAAACCCAAAUCCCAUAAGGAUCGGAUCAAAAUCGGAUCUUUUUGUAGAAAAUGCCAAGCAUAGUAAACGAAAUAGAAAAGGAGCUUCCGUUCACGAAAACAUUGAGCCAUCAAAAAUUAAAAUCAGACACAAAGACCAGGCGAUUGCCCAAGUUUAUCUAUCCAUUUCAAGCGAGUGGUGCGAUGAUAUUUCCUCUUUUUUUCACGUCUGCCUACGUACACUACUGAAGGAAGCAAAAAUCGCCUAUAAAGUUGUCCCCGGCGCAUCUAUAUCUCCUUUCAAAGCGGUUUUAUAUCGCGAAUUAGACAAAUAUUCUAAAGUUGAAAGAUCUUCUAUUUGGAUCGACCCCUCCUGUCAAAAAUGCAGGGAAGGAAACGAGAGCUCAUUGAUGGAUGCAGGAGCUUCAUUUUUGUUUGUGACGUCGGAGGAAUUUUGCGAGAUGAGCACACCCGGACUUAUGGGUGCGAUUGAUCGGCAUGAUUUGUGCGUUAUUCAUCGCCGAAUAACUCUCGUUCUUCUCCCUAAGGACCAACAAAAGAAAAAAGCCAAUUUGGUCGUGUUUCCUGAUCCGAGCUACUGCAAGCAUAGCGAACAAAUUCAAAGAAAGAUUUUAGAGAUGCAGCUGACAAAUAUUUGUCAGAUUUUGGAUUGGAAAUCAGGCUCCAUUUCUUCAUUGGGAGCAAUGAUCAUCGAACUUGUGAGGACAGUUGCAUUUGAGCCAUUCCGCAUAAAGUCGCUUGGAGAAGCACUAAGCAGUACCGGAAGGAAGGGGCGAGAACAAAAGGAAAUCUUCAGGAAAAUGCUGCUUCUUAUUAAUGGCGUGUCAGAGGCAGUUGCAAUUGCGAUAGUUGGAAGAUGGGCAUCCCUCGGAACUCUUAUUCGUUACCUACGGGAACGAGAAAAAAAUGAAGGCUUGCUAGCAGCAUCUUUGGCUUUAGCAGAGAUAGAUGUACAAAGGCCCAAGUCAAUCAAGAACAUUGGAAGCACGCUUUCGCAGCGCAUAUUUGGUGUAUUGAUGGGUUUGGAUCCAGAGGUAAAAUUCUCGUAA
This is a messenger RNA of Mitosporidium daphniae, 1422 nucleotides long. RefSeq lists its product as uncharacterized. Bases 1 to 1422 code for a protein of 473 amino acids. The record is from RefSeq and is a predicted model, not a curated record. NCBI's taxonomy places the organism in Eukaryota, Fungi, Microsporidia. The transcript has a single exon.